UAAUCUUUAUGAAUCUGCGUGAAGUUUAAACAAUCCUACUUCCUAGUAUGAACUAUUAUCUGUGUCUAGACAUCAAUGUCAUCACAGAAUUUAUAAUCUGUUGUCAAAUGCUACAUUUGUUUUGCAAACUAUUUAGUGUUUGGUAACGAAUUAAUAUCAUCAUUACUUAUGAUUUAGAUUUUUGUUGCUGUCUUUUCGAAAUCCAAUUAGAGCUUAUUGCUAUACAAGCGAAAUGAACGAGUGGAAAUGCUGUAGAACCUGUUUGAACGACCAAAACCUUCUUCCGAUAUUUGUUAUGCCGGAACAAAGUGAAAAAUAUUCUAGUGUUUUAUUUGUAAUCACCGGUGUUAAGAUCGAAAUAGACGAUACGCUGCCGCAAGAAAUGUGUAACAAUUGUAUAACAUUUGUAAAUAAUUGCAUAAAGUUCAGGAGAAAAUGCGAUCAAGCUAAUAACAUACUGAAAAACAAUACGUGUGACAUAAAACUGGAACCGUGUCUCAAGACUGAAGACGUGACAAUAUCUAUAGACAUAUCCGAUGGAAGCAAGGAAGAUAACAAAACUGACGAAGACACUAUCACCUUGGACCAGUUACAGCAGAACAAAAACACAAGUAACAAUAAGAAAUGUAGCAAUGAUUCAAACACGGCAACGAAACGGAACAAAAACGUUGACAGACCGAGGAAAAGUGUUAAAGAGGAGAUCGAAUGUGAGUACUGCCGCAAAAUACUAACGUCUCGGUUGUCUUUACGGAACCAUUACAAAAUACACACCGGCUUCGAUGUGGUGUGCGAGCACUGCGGCAAGAAAUUCAUAACGCGGAGACUUCUCCUGAUGCACUGUCGAGCCAAGCACGGCUACGAGAAAACGGAUAAGUGUUCCUUCUGCGACUAUAGAGCAUCUAACGCUGAACAGGUUAAAAUUCAUGAGCGACUCCACACCGGUGAAAAGCCGUUUGUAUGUAAGGAGUGCAACACGGGAUUCCAUAGGAAAAGCAGUUACUUGCAGCACAUAGCCAUACACUUGCCGGAGAAAACUGUACAGUGCGACCAGUGUUCAGCUCGAUUCAAAUCCGUGACCCUGAUGAGGAUUCACAAGAGCCGACACCGACCGGCUCCCUACAGCUUCAAGUGCGCCGUCUGCGAGAACAGCUUCGUGAGGAGAAGGAACGUCAUCAGACACCUGUUGCGGGUGCACGGGCUGGAGGGUGACGAACACGUCACCAGGGUGAAGGUCGGCUGAGGGUGACACCCGCUGGAUCGUCGAGAUCAUUCGGAAUGUUUUACAAUAUAUAUCGUAAUCUUUAUAUUAAAAUAAUGUUGGUAGAUUAAUGAGCUUGGAAGGACAAGUGAUAUUUAAUGUAAUGAAUAAAGUAUUUAUCUUGA
This is a messenger RNA of Danaus plexippus (monarch butterfly), 1383 nucleotides long. Its product is annotated as zinc finger protein 557-like. Gene Ontology annotation, molecular function: RNA polymerase II transcription regulatory region sequence-specific DNA binding; DNA-binding transcription factor activity, RNA polymerase II-specific; zinc ion binding. The coding region runs from base 233 to 1240 and encodes 335 amino acids. Gene Ontology annotation, biological process: regulation of transcription by RNA polymerase II. Lineage: Eukaryota; Metazoa; Arthropoda; Insecta; Lepidoptera; Nymphalidae. The transcript has 5 exons. Gene Ontology annotation, cellular component: nucleus. The record is from RefSeq and is a predicted model, not a curated record.